This is a messenger RNA of Saccostrea echinata, 5839 nucleotides long. RefSeq lists its product as uncharacterized. Gene Ontology annotation, molecular function: adenylate cyclase inhibiting G protein-coupled glutamate receptor activity. Bases 611 to 5638 code for a protein of 1675 amino acids. Gene Ontology annotation, cellular component: membrane. The record is from RefSeq and is a predicted model, not a curated record. NCBI's taxonomy places the organism in Eukaryota, Metazoa, Mollusca, Bivalvia, Ostreida, Ostreidae. The transcript is spliced from 8 exons. Gene Ontology annotation, biological process: G protein-coupled receptor signaling pathway.
AGCAUUAUUCAGAUAAAGAUUAUGACUGUAGGCUGGGCAUUAUCCAAAUUAUCCGCAAAACCAUUUACCAGGAGAAAAAUAUUUUUCACAGUAGCUUUGUAGUGUUGACGUAUUACACAAUGGGGAUAAAUUGAGUCUGCAGACGAAAUCUAAUAUGGUUUGAUGCUGUGAAUAAUAGAUUCGGUUCGAAGUAAUCGAAUUUAUGUAUGCUUUAUGAUUGAUCCAAUAUACGGAGGUAUCAAUUUAUCACCGAUAAACCAACCAGUGACUUCCAAUGAGUUUUAAAUGGUCGAACAGACUGUUUACUGUACUAAAAAAAAUCCGGAUUAGGAAAGACUUUUAAUACGAAACGAAAAUAUUAGUGAAAACCUGUCCGACGGGUGACCGCUGAGUUUAAACCAUCUCGCUCACACUCGAGUUCACCCACCCGUGAACUUAUUCUGUGAAGGUGGAAUACUAAGAAAAGGUGUGCAGUAAAUAACGGGAAUCGGAUAUUAUAUCAUUGAAAUGGAACACCACUUCAGGGACUUGAAAGAGAUGAUACAUAUAUAGAUACAGAGGUGAUUUAGAAAUGACGUGAGAACCGCUGAACAGCGGUAUUAAUGUCAGUAUGCCCCGUCACGGUUUGUUGGUGAAGCUGAUUCUGGCACUGGGUGUGUCAUUUCUGACCAGUGAAUGCAGUGAGCCGGACCCACCCGUAUAUAACUCUCACGAGGAUCCGACCGUGCUGGUACUGGUGGAUAUACACAGGUCUACGGAUGACAACGGGGUCUGUACAGAUUUUUCACCCAGGGCCGCCGAGCUGACCUUUACUCUGGAAUGGUUAAAUCAGGAUCUGGUCAAGAAAGGAAAAAAUAACAGUACAAGUCCAGGGAUAUUGGUUUAUGACACCUGUGGUGACGUCAGACGUACAAUGCUUAUUCUGGGAUAUGUAUUUGUCACAGAUAACACCAGCAUAUCCAGUGUCAUAUCAUAUGGAAACCCUUCAGUCCGCUCUAAUAUUUCUCACUUCCUGAGACCUUUCGGGGUUCCUCACAUUCAUAUUAACCAGACAGCACAUGUAUCGACCCAGGACAUCCUGGAUAUAGAUAUUGGUACAGUUUCUCCUUGGAAAAUUAGAGACAUCAUCAAGAUAGUUAUAGAUUUGGGCUGGAACAACUUUGCUGUGAUAUCGUCCAAUCAUCCAUCAGCUAUUGCAUCACGUGAUCUGUUUCUAAGGAUGGCUUCCUCUUACUCUCUUUGCAUUACUUCUUCCGUUACAUAUGAAAACACCAAAUCGUUUGACCCUUUACCACCUCACGUGAUUUUAUUUGUAUCAGCAGAUGACAGCUAUGAUGCAAUCACAUCUAACAUGGCGUUUUUUAAUAGUGCAGUCAUGGUGACUUCAGAUCAUUGGGAAGACCUUACUUCAAAUUUUACGGACACCUUUUUAUACCUCGAACACCUGAAUACGUCAUCAAAUCUUGUACAGUAUGUAAAAGAUAAGAUUGAAGACACGUCGAACAAUUCAACCAUACUGAAUCUAUACAGAGAACGAAAAAGUUGUAAUAUAAAUGCAAGUGAGGGCAUUUGCAAUGGACAGCGCAUUGCAACAUUUUUGCCCUCCCGAUUUGUUGGAAGAGACGUUGAAGCAACAAUAUCAGCAUUUAUAAAUUCCCAGGAAAUUCUGAAGCACAUUUAUUCCAACAACUGUACAAACUUUGAUCUCUCUAAGUGUGAUGCGAGUAAGGAAUUUAAAGCAGUUCUUGCAGAUUUUUCUGAUGACAUCAUGAGUUUUAUUGGAAAGUACCAGAUGGCGAAAGAACAUGGAGGAGAGAUGACAUCAUUUAUUUAUCGUGGAUACAUCACUGUUGCAGAGGUACGGAGCAAGAAAAUAGAGAUAAAGAAUGCUGAAAUGUGGAAUCAACUGAAAGUUCCGUCAGAGGGCGCCUGUUCUGGAUACUCGUGUGUUAACUGUACAAGACUCACUUCUCCACCUACUAAAGAUGACAUCAUAGUGCUAGAGGGAGACGUGAACAUAAGAUUGGAGUACCCACUUACAGAGAAUUCCCAAUCUGGACAAUCAUGCGGCGACUGGAGAACUGAAGGAGUUAUUAUGACGGAGGUUUUCAAGUACGAGUUGUCUGACGUGAAAAGACGAUAUCCAAAAGUUUUACAGAAUAUCCGGUUAGGAGGUGUGAUAUUCGACACAUGUCAAGGAAAAUCGAAAAGGAACGAACAUAUAUAUGCAGAUAUUAAUUAUGUUAAUGAUGGCGAAUUGCUAUCGUAUGAUUCUCUUCCUUCUGGAAAUCUUUUCUCGGUGUCGUCGUUGGGGGUAUCGUUCGGUAACCCUGACAGCUUGCAGUUCGUACGUGCAUCAGUAGACUUACUUAUAUCACUAAAGUGGAUAUACAUAAAUGUGGUGUUCUCAGGUUCAGAGCAAAAUCUACUGACAGAAUUUGAAAAUUACCUCAACCUUAAAGGAAAUGAUAUUUGCUUGUCAAAUAAGAUUUUAGUUUCAGGAAACGGAAAUUUGACAGAGCUUGCAAUAAAACUUCAAGAGGUUUUGAGGAAAUCAAAUGGAGGGGCUUUCAUUCUGUUGACAAACACCAAAGACACAUUCCGUCUUAAUGUGGCGCUGUCAAACAUUAAAAAUGCUUUUAGCGGGGCUAAUUUUGUCACAUUUCCCUGGAAUCAGAAUAUAAUCGGAAACCCAGGCACAAUUGCCAUUUUGCAAUCAGAAAAUUCAAUGGACGAUGUUGUUCCAGCAAUACAGUAUUUGAGCCCUGAUAUGUAUAGUACUAAUCCGAUUCUAAAAGGCUUUCACGAAAACAGAUACAAAUGCAGCCUGACGGUACACCCAAGAAUGAUUUAUCCGGAUAUCUGUCCGUCUGUUCCAACUUUUACAAACGAGACAAUACUCAUCUCCAAGAUGUCUGCCAUAAGAAAUGCAAUAGAGGCGGUGGUUUUGACACUGGACAGAUACUACCAAGACGUCUGUCCGUUGCAAACAGGCAAAUGUGCCAGCCUGGUAAAUCAAGUCGAUCUGUCAAAGUAUCUCUCUGCGCAGAAGGAUGAAGAAAAGGGCAAAUCAGGCUCCUACAAUGAGCUUGUAACAAAUAAAGACGUUUUCAUUUAUUUAGGAAAUUCUUUGAACACAUCGUCAUCCAAGAUUGGCUAUAUCGAGAAGGAUGGAAAUGUUUCAGUAAGUGGAAAUGAAGUCAAGGCCUACAAUUCAGACUUUAUACCGUAUACCGCCGUCCAUCAGUGUCCAGACUGGUGUCCUGAAUGUCUAGGAUGUCAAGCAGCAUCUACCAAAAAUACACGAAAAUUGUUUCAUUCAGGAGAUAUAGUUGUAGCAGGAUUAUUUCCAGUUCAUACAAGUGUUUCAUCAUUUUGCGAUGUUUUGGCCACGGAUAAACGAGCAGACAUGACGAUAGAUGCCUUCCUGUUUGCUAUAGAAUCGUCCAAAGAACGAUAUCCUUACCUUCUUCCGGGUGUUAGUUUGGGCAGCCUCAUUCUGGAUACCUGCUCGAAUGCCAACAUGGCGGUGCAGAAGAUCAUGAACUUUGAAACCUGUCGAGAAAGCUACAACGACAGCGGAAUGAUAGCUGGACCAGAAAUGCUAACCAUAUAUGUUUCUGCAGACUCUGGAAAUCCGACAGGUCGAGUGCAGGAAAUGUUGGAAAAAUAUAAGAAGACUUCUCUAGCUUUAGGUGAUGAGUCGCCAUCUACAUUUGAUGACGUCACUUCCAGGUUUUACUCUCUUCAUUCUAAGGCUGGUAUACGCUUGAUUGUAGAAAUUCUGAACUCAACACAGUGGACAUACAUAGAUGUUGUUCGAUCUGAGAGUCCAGUGUUUGAUUCUGUGGUCAAUGACUUUUUGUCGACAUGUAGGUCUUUCAAUAUCUGUGUACAAAAUGUAUCACCAAUUCAUAAAUACACAGGUUCUUCAGAGCCAACUCUAACAGUAACUGUGAUUUUGGCAAAAAUGAUGGAGAUUAAAACGUUUUUUAAAUCUCUUACAUCCACCCCCCAGGAACAUUCUUUUAUUAUAGGCGAAAUCCUGCCAUCUUGGAACGACACAUCAGACUUUGUGCUUCCAAACAAUGCGCGGAUCAUUACUAUUGAGCGUGUUGGAAAACUCAACACAGACUUGAUGAAAGUUAUUUCCGACGACUCAUCCAUUUCUAAACGCAAUCCGUGGAAGAAAGAAUAUGAAGAAGCCUUUUCUUCAUGUAUUUCUCCUCAAUGUGAACACCAAGCUGAUCUUCUGUUAGCCUCAAAAAUUGUGUUCGGUAUUGACGUGAUGCUUCAUGCCUUUCACAACAGAUUCGAGAAACUUUGUCCAAACUAUUAUGGAAUAUGUCCGAUGUUUGCCAGCGAAGGCAUUCAACUUCAGAGUGAUCAUUUCCACAAUAUAUCAUUUAGGUAUCUGAAUGAUAUUCAGGUAGAUUUUCCUUUCAAAACUCCUGAGUCUUGGGCAUUCACUGUGAAGAAUUUCAAAGGAGUAUCCCUUAUUGAUAUUGGAAACUACUCGGAUGGUGUUUUGCACAUGAAUCCCCUCGGAAUAUUUGACACAAAUGGCCGAAUUCCUCAAGGUCAAGAGUCUCGAUGUUUCAGUAACUGUCGUUGCGUCGGAUUGGAGGACAAAAAGAAUACAACCGAUAAAGACUCGCGCGCGGAUCCAUACGCUAAAAUGGAAUUAAAAUUCUACAAAUCUACAGCAGAGCUGAGUAAAGAGUUAUGGACCAUUAUAGUGCUAAUAAUAGGAGUAGGAGGAGCUUUCGCUGCGUUGUGUUUUGUUAUUUACGUUUUUCACAAAGUAUGCGCCGGGCUUUUAUCCAAACGUUACGUUGGUCUGGGUAUAUUACUGCUCAUAUCUAUAAUAUUUUUGUUUUUAUCUGUUCUUCCGUUUGUGUUUUCGCCCAGUGAAAUUGUCUGUUCUACAAGAUUCUUCAUUCCAGGCUUUGCUUACACUCUGUCUUUUGCAACAGUGAUGGCGAAAAUUAUGUCGCUUAGAUCGUACAAGUUGAUUGGUUUGGGCGGAGAGUUGUCCAACAUAAAUCAGUUUCUAACGGUGCUAUUCAUAACGGGUGUUCAGGUUGCAGUUGGAGUACAUUUUUGGUACAUUGAAGACAACAAAAUGGGCUUUCUACGCAGUAGACUAGAUGACGCAAACGAAAAAGAGUACGCAUGUGUUUUUGAUAGAACUGAAUUUGUGAAGUACUUAGUAUUUGUUAUGUUUCUUAUUGUGCUCUGUGCAAUAUAUUCCAUUUUUGUUCGAAAAGAAACUAAGAACAUGGGUGAAGCAAAAUUCAUCAUGGUUUAUUCAUGGUUGUGCAUUCCCAUAUGGGUGGCAUGGGUUGUCACCUUGCUUCUUUUGCCGCGCUAUUGGGCGGAAGUGAUUGUGUGCAUUGGAAUUUUGACAUGCGCAACACUAAUGACUUUAAUUGUAUUUUUGCCAAAACUUCAUCGAAUCUCACGCUUGAAGUAUGACGUCGAACGCUCAGGGACGCAAAACGGUGGCUACAAACUGGACAACGACUUUAUGUUUGAGAGACCGUAUACACUGCCGACAUCUUCAAACUCUUUCAAAUACUCAGAGAAAAAUAAUCCAAAGUUUAUAUCCUCUUUUGACACCAGUCUUAGCUACUGAAUCCAAUUCAUAAAUUUGAAAAUCUUCAAUGCCAUUUAUUAGAUCUCUUAAUAAUUAGUGGUUUAUAUAUUUAUUUAUUACAUUUUUAUAAAUUUGAAAAUUAGUGCAGCGUUUCAGAAGAACGACUUGCUGUACGCUGGGGGUAAUUCCAAGAUAGUAUUCAAUGUAUGGAAUAUAUAAAUAAAAUUUUAAAAGGAACAA